Messenger RNA from Suncus etruscus (white-toothed pygmy shrew), 2747 nucleotides. It is a transcript of the gene NAA16, whose product is annotated as N-alpha-acetyltransferase 16, NatA auxiliary subunit. Gene Ontology annotation, biological process: N-terminal peptidyl-methionine acetylation. Gene Ontology annotation, molecular function: protein binding; protein-N-terminal amino-acid acetyltransferase activity. Gene Ontology annotation, cellular component: NatA complex; cytoplasm. NCBI's taxonomy places the organism in Eukaryota, Metazoa, Chordata, Mammalia, Eulipotyphla, Soricidae. The record is from RefSeq and is a predicted model, not a curated record.
AUGAAAGGAUUAACUUUGAACUGUUUAGAAAAAGAAGAAGCAUAUGAAUUUGUUCGUAAAGGACUUCGUAAUGAUGUCAAGAGCCAUGUCUGUUGGCAUGUAUAUGGACUUUUGCAGCGUUCUGAUAAGAAGUAUGAUGAAGCUAUUAAGUGUUACCGAAAUGCCCUCAAAUUAGAUAAAGAUAAUCUGCAAAUUUUGAGAGAGCUCUCACUGUUGCAGAUUCAAAUGAGAGACCUUGAAGGUUACCGAGAAACAAGAUAUCAACUUCUUCAGUUACGCCCAACACAACGUGCCUUCUGGAUUGGAUAUGCUAUUGCAUACCAUCUGCUGAAGGAUUAUGAUAUGGUUAAGCUACUGGAAGAAUUUAGACAAACUCAGCAAGUUCCUCCCAAUAAGAUAGACUAUGAAUAUAGUGAACUCAUUUUAUACCAGAAUCAGGUGAUGAGAGAGGCAGAUCUAUUUCAGGAAUCUUUGGAACAUACAGAAACAUAUGAAAAACAAAUAUGUGAUAAACUUUUGGUAGAAGAAAUUAAAGGUAAGGAAAUGUUAUUGAAAUUGGGAAGACAUAAAGAAGCCAGUGAAGUAUUCAAGAACUUGAUUGAUCGGAAUGCAGAAAAUUGGUGUUAUUAUGAAGGCCUGGAAAAAGCUCUGCAACUUGGUUUCUUAGGACCUUUCCUCCCCUAUGGAACUUUAGAAGAGAGGCUUCAAGUUUAUGAAGAAAUUAGUAAACAGCAUCCCAAAGCAAUUUCACCUAGAAGAUUACCUUUGAAUCUUGUCCCAGGUGAAAAAUUUAGAGAACUAAUUGAUAAGUUCCUGAGGGUUUACUUCAGUAAAGGCUGUGCACCCUUGUUCACUACUUUGAAAUCUUUAUAUUACAAUACAGAAAAGAUUUCUAUAAUCCAGGAACUUGUUACUAACUAUGAAGCCUCUCUUAGACCGUGUGACCUUUUUAGCCCUUGUGAGAAUGGGGAGAAGGAACCCCCAACAACACUCCUCUGGGUCCAGUAUUUCUUGGCACAGCACUUUGAUAAACUUGGGCAAUAUUCUUUGGCUUUAGAUUAUAUUAAUGCUGCAAUUGGUAGCACUCCAACAAUAAUUGAAUUAUUUUAUAUGAAAGCCAAAAUUUACAAGCAUAUAGGUAAUCUCAAAGAAGCAGCAAAAUGGAUGGAUGAAGCACAGUCUUUGGAUACAGCUGAUAGAUUUAUCAAUUCCAAAUGUGCAAAAUAUAUGCUUCGAGCAAAUAUGAUAAAAGAAGCAGAGGAAAUGUGCUCCAAAUUCACAAGGGAAGGAACUUCUGCCAUGGAAAAUCUAAAUGAAAUGCAGUGUAUGUGGUUUCAAACAGAAUGUAUUUUAGCUUAUCAGCGUUUGGGGAAAUAUGGGGAUGCCUUGAAAAAAUGCCAUGAAGUGGAAAGGCAUUUUUUGGAAAUAACUGAUGAUCAAUUUGACUUCCAUACAUACUGCAUGAGAAAAAUGACUCUUCGUGCUUAUGUUGACCUUUUGAGAUUAGAAGAUGUACUCAGAAGACAUUCCUUUUAUUUCAAGGCUGCUAGAUCAGCGAUUGAAAUAUACCUGAAAUUGUAUGAUAAUCCAUUAAGUAAUGAAAGCAAACAACAAUAAAUAAAUUCAGAAAACCUGUCAGCUAAAGAGCUGAAGAAAAUGCUUAGUAAACAGAGAAGAGCUCAGAAGAAGGCUAAAUUAGAAGAAGAAAGAAAGCAUGCAGAAAGAGAGCGUCAACAUAAGAGUCAAAAGAAAAAGAGAGAUGAUGAUGAAGAAGAAGCCUGUGGUCAGAAAGAACUUUUACCUGAAAAGCUAGAAAGGAUGGAGGAUCCACUAGAGGAAGCUAUCAAAUUCCUAAUACCUCUUAAGACCCUUGUUGCUGAUAACAUUGAUACUCAUCUAUUAGCAUUUGAAUUUUUUUUUUGGUUUUUGGUUUUUGGAAAAUUUUUAUUAAUGUUGCAGUCUGUCAAACGAGCUUUUGCCAUCAACAGUAAUAACCCGUGGUUGCAUGAAUGUUUAAUUAAAUUUUCUAAAUCUGUGUCUGAUCGUAGUAACCUUCCAGACAUUGUGAGCAAAGUUCUUUCUCAAGAAAUGCAAAAAAUAUUUGUUAACAAGAAUUUGGAACGUUUUAAUGAGGAUUUUCUCAAACAUAAUGCUACCUCUCUUCAACAUUUACUUUCAGGUGCUAAAAUGAUGUAUUUUCUGGAUAAGUCAAGACAAGAGAAAGCAAUUGCUAUUGCCACUAGACUGGAUGAAACUAUAAAAGAUAAAAAUGUUAAGACUUUAAUCAAGGUUUCCGAGGCAAUGCUUGAUGGAAGUUUUGGGAACUGUAAUUCCCAAUAUGAAAAAUAUAGGAUGGCCUGUCAUAGCUUGCUUCCUUUUACAUCUGUUUUCCUGCCUGCUGUGAAUGAAGUUGAUGGUCAUAACGUGGCAUUAAACUACAUUGCUAACUGUGAUGUUUUGGCAAAUGAAAUUUGAAGCUCAUCAGAAAUUGACUUCUAGAAUUCAAAGCUGAAUUCAGACGAGGGUUUCCUUUUCUGGGAUUAUUGUAAUAGAGAUAUGGAAUGAAAUAAUGGGGUAUAAUUUUUAAAUGGGGUAUUCCAUACAGUUCUUUAUCUGACUGCCCAAUUUACAUAAAUAUCAGUUAAAAUUAAUUGUUUGUACUUGUACAGUUUCUUAAGGUCUGAAAUUAUUAACAUGUGAUAGGUGCUGUUACUUUUAUAUCAUAAAUAUGAAAAUUCCUUUUUAAA